This is a messenger RNA of Purpureocillium takamizusanense, 378 nucleotides long. RefSeq lists its product as uncharacterized. The coding region runs from base 1 to 378 and encodes 125 amino acids. Lineage: Eukaryota; Fungi; Ascomycota; Sordariomycetes; Hypocreales; Ophiocordycipitaceae. The record is from RefSeq and is a predicted model, not a curated record. The transcript has a single exon.
AUGGCCACGAUUGAUGCCCAUCCCCAGGAACGGGGACACGUGUUCCUGCUACGGACCAGGACGUUGUACGUGCAGCCAGACAGUCGCGAGAGGGAGGCAGCGUCAAAGCAAGGGAUGCAUCGCCCCACGAUCAGUCAAAUCUGGGGCAAUCCCGAAACGCGCUUGGCUCCCGACUUGCUUCUUGCAUGUUCAAAUGGCCCCGAGCUUGGCGCCCUGUGCGGCUUCGACCCCGCCUUAUUGUUUUUGGGAGUGCUUAGCUUGAAAUCGCGAUUUGCGACGGGACAGGUGCUUGGUCCGAUAGAGAUGCAGUCUCUCGUCCAGGGCGUGGACGUGUCCAAAAGAGAAAGGCCCGGUGUCUUGGAGAGAAGAGCCUCGUAA